AACAAAUUAAAUCAAAUAUUUCCACUUAUGUUAAAAUACCCCUUUUAUUCAUUCCCUGCAGGACACAUGCAUUUGAUUUGCUUUCAAACUCUGUUUUAGGUUCUACCCCCACACGAGGUAACUUUCUGAGGCGUGUCAUUUUUUGCAGUGUAUCUGCUUUACGCACACGAUUGUCUGCAAUUUGACUUGAGUUUAAAAAGCGCAGCAGCGGCAGCCACAAGUCAGAGCACAGCGGGAUCCUCUGUGUGUGCGUCAGGUAGCUCCUUAAACGGAUCGGAGAGGCACUUCUCGGCCCCUCUGGCACUGAAUCCGCUAGGGCGCACAGAGGGGCAGUGCCAUGCACACUCCUGCUUAUGCGUUGCUUCUAAGCGGAGGGAACCGGUCUCUGGUUUUCACUCCCACUAACGACCUAACGAUGGGGGCGCUUGGGAACAACACAGUCCAUCCAAAUGGUUCCGAUCCAUUUGCGAGAAACGAGGAGGUGGCCCAAAUGGAGAUCAUGGUCUUAAGCAUCACCUUCGUGGUUGCAGUGAUUGGAAAUGUGAGCGUCCUCUUGGCGAUGUACAACACCAAGAAGAAGAUGUCGCGGAUGCACCUCUUCAUCAAGCACCUGAGCCUGGCGGACCUGGUGGUCGCCUUCUUCCAGGUACUGCCGCAACUCUGCUGGGACAUCACCUACCGCUUCUACGGUCCAGACUUUCUCUGCAGGAUAGUGAAGCACCUCCAGGUGAUGGGGAUGUUUGCCUCCACCUACAUGAUGGUGAUGAUGACCCUGGACCGUUAUAUUGCCAUCUGCCACCCCCUGAAAACUCUCCAGCAGCCCACCCAGCGCUCCUACAUCAUGAUCGUCUCAACGUGGAUGUGCAGCCUGGUCCUCAGUACACCGCAGUACUUCAUCUUCUCCCUGAGCGAGGUGAAGAACGGCUCGGGCACCUACGACUGUUGGGCGAACUUCAUCGAGCCCUGGGGCACCAAGGUGUACAUCACCUGGAUCACUGGCGGCAUCUUCCUCGUGCCAGUGGUCAUUCUUGGGAUGUGCUACGGGUUCAUCUGCCACAAUAUCUGGAAAAACAUCAAAUACAAGAAAAGGAAGACGACGGCAGGUUCUGCGGGCAAGAGCGGGCUGAUUGGGAAGAAUUCAGUCAGCAGCGUCACAACCAUCUCCAGAGCGAAGCUGAGGACCGUUAAAAUGACUUUUGUGAUCGUCCUGGCGUACAUCAUUUGCUGGGCACCGUUUUUCACAGUGCAGAUGUGGUCAGUGUGGGACGAAGACUUCCAAUAUGCUGAUUCUGAGAACACAGCAGUGACUCUGUCUGCACUCCUCGCCAGCCUCAACAGCUGCUGUAACCCGUGGAUAUACAUGAUCUUCAGUGGUCACCUCCUCCAGGAUUUUUUGCACUGCUUCUCUGGCUGUCACAAAACAAACAUGGACUUCAAGAAGGAGGACUCAGACAGCAGCAUCCGCAGGACCACGCUGCUGACUAAGAUGACCAACCGCAGCCCCACAGGCAGCAGUGGCAACUGGAGGGAGCUGGACAACUCACUCAAGUCCUCCAUUCAGACGGAGUAAACACACACAGCAGGCAACUCUGUUUACAGGGGUAAUAGGGAUGGACAUGUGUCUGGCAAGAACACCGCGGUACACAAACAGAAUCAGCUCCUCUCAGCUUUGUCCAUGACCGGCCAUUGGCUGAUAAUAUGUGCUUCACACUCUAAACCAAUCAAGACUUGAAAGAGAUACAGAUAAUUACAAAAUCCAUGUUAUUUUUACUUGUAUUCAUAUCUCAUAUCUUUCUUGGGACACUGGUGAUCUGUGCUGCCAUCGAAGAACCUUUCCUGUUAAGCUGUUUGCAAAGGUGAUCUGUAUGGUCCAAUGGUCUGUAGUGGUGUAAACAACUCUUCUGUACCACUGGUCUCUGUAAAACUGGGGCGCCUCAUCCAUUGUGUGUGAACAUCUGAGAAAUGCUCCGACAUUUGAGUCUUACAUCUGCAUCCUACUUAUUUGCAGAAGUUGUUUUUUUUGUUGUUUUUUCUUCAUGUUAAAGUACACAGCCCUGGCUCUCAUGGCUGCUCAGCAGAUGGAAAAUAGCAGGACAUCCACCUAUUAGACAGACACUCGAUCACACACUCGGCGCUGCUGCGCGAUUGGUCACAGUUCUGCCUACUGACCCAAAAGACACUCCCAUUGCUUUCACAAAAUGUGCAGAAGAAAACAUUCCACGAACUCUACGUCAGCACACUUCCCAACUUUUUUUUUUUUUUGUUAAACAUCCUGCA
Molecule: messenger RNA, 2277 nt
Organism: Solea senegalensis (Senegalese sole)
Lineage: Eukaryota; Metazoa; Chordata; Actinopteri; Pleuronectiformes; Soleidae
Product: arg8-vasotocin receptor-like
Exons: 2
Coding region: 338-1570 (410 amino acids)
Biological process (GO): G protein-coupled receptor signaling pathway; regulation of systemic arterial blood pressure by vasopressin; positive regulation of vasoconstriction
Cellular component (GO): membrane
Molecular function (GO): vasopressin receptor activity; peptide binding
Source: RefSeq, a predicted model, not a curated record